CUAUGUCCAUGGGUAAACGUCAAACCCAAUCGAUAACAGUUCGUGUUAUUGCACCAAAUUACAUAAAAAUCAUAAAAUUAGCAACAGAAUUUCUAUAUUUCAUGAAAUCUCUGUUAUUUAAAAUUAUAAAAAAACUAAAUAAAAAAUGAUCACGUGACUGACGCGGCCAAUUUUUAUUAUUUUUUUCGCCUCUCAUCUGCUCUCAUCCUCGUGUGUCUCAGCUCUUCAUCUUCAUGCGACAGAUGUGUUCAAUCGAAGUGCGUUUGGAUUGGGAAUUUAAAAAUGGCAGUGUUUUGUAAACUAUUUAAAUUUACAAGCAAAUGUGAAUACGUGAAGAAAACGGUGAUUUCUAGCGCGAACUCGGGUUUACGAAAUUUUUGCACAGUUGUGGAACAACCAAGAUCAGAAGGUUCAAAAGGGAUCUUAAAAUUUAGCUUGAUAGGUGUCGGUUUGGGAACGCUUGUAGGUGUGGGUUAUUCUAUCAAGCAAAUCAACAAAGCCAGAGAGAAUUUGACUUUGGAAGGCACGCAAGUUGAGAGAAAAGUAUUACCAGAGAAACCUUUGAUUCCCGCUUCGAGGAACGUCAUCUCGCCAGUCGAUUCAACAAAUCUAAAACUGACGCUUUAUCAAUACCAGUCGUGUCCUUUUUGUUGUAAGGUCCGUGCCCUUUUAGACUACUACGGCAUAUCCUACGAUAUAGUUGAAGUAAAUCCAGUGUUUCGCACCGAAGCGAAAUGGUCGCCUUACAAAAAAGUACCGAUCUUACUAGCAAAAGUAGACGGUGGAUACCAACCUCUCAACGACAGUUCUAUGAUAGUUUCGCUUUUGGCUUCUUAUUUACACGAUAAGUCAAAUAAGAUCGAUGAACUUGUUAAAUUCUAUCCCAGCAUCGCUCUACACGAUGAUAAGGGUAAAUUUCAACACGAAAUCGUCAACAAAUACUUUUUGAUGUACCAAAAUACGAUACCCAAAGAAAAAUCUAUGAAUGAUAUUGUAGAAGAGCGAAAAUGGAGAAAGUGGGCUGACGAAGUACUCGUUCAUACUCUUUCACCUAAUGCCUACAGAACACUGGACGAAUCUUACAGAUCCUUCGAAAACUUCUCAAAAGUUGGACACUGGGAAGAAUAUUUCCCCUUCUGGCAACGGUGGAUGAUGAUCAACGUAGGUGCCAUAGCGAUGUGGUGGUUAGGGGAUAAUUUGAAGAAAAAGUACAAUCUUAAAGGUGAUGUUCGGCAAUCGCUCUACGACGAGGUAAACGUUUGGCUGCGAGGGAUUAAAGCGCGAGGUGGUCCCUUCAUGGGAGGUCAAAAUCCUGAUCUCUCUGAUCUAGCCGUCUAUGGAAUUCUUAACAGUAUCGAAGGUUUAGAAGCCUUUAAUGACACAAUGGAACAUACGAAACUAGCUACCUGGUACAGCGCUAUGAAAGAAAAAGUUGAGUCUCAUGCGGGGAAUGCAUUUAUAAAUACAUAAAUUGUUAAUAAUAACGUUAUUAAAGCUUUAAAUUUACUUAA
This is a messenger RNA of Belonocnema kinseyi, 1511 nucleotides long. RefSeq names its product prostaglandin E synthase 2 (gene Su(P)). The transcript has 5 exons. NCBI's taxonomy places the organism in Eukaryota, Metazoa, Arthropoda, Insecta, Hymenoptera, Cynipidae. The coding region runs from base 283 to 1470 and encodes 395 amino acids. The record is from RefSeq and is a predicted model, not a curated record. Gene Ontology annotation, molecular function: prostaglandin-E synthase activity. Gene Ontology annotation, cellular component: mitochondrion.